GCAUGGUCUUCAUGUUCACCAUUUCCUUCCUUUCUUCAUGUAGUGGUUUUGUUUCACAUUUUUCCUUUCAUAAACAUGCAUUCCCACCCCUUUUCACCGCAACACGAACCACCGUCGCUCUACUGCACCCCGUCCCACUCGAGAGUCGCCACGCCAUCCCCACUACCCCGUGGUUUUUCCCAUAUGAACCCAUCAAAACAAACCAUGCUGACACCAACAUCAAGCCAAAUACAAACACAAACACAGACGCCAACUCAAACAUCCGAGCUUCUUUACCAAAGUUUUCCUAAAACAAGAUACAGAUUGUUGUUAAGAGACCACCGGACAACAGAUCCAAGGAUUUGGUGUUGUGCUAUCGUUUGUUUGAUCUUUAGUAUACUUGUAAUCUUGUUUGGACUCACAACUUUGAUCAUCUUUCUUGUUGUCAAGCCUAAGAAUCCUGAAUUUGACACCAACCAUGCGAGUCUUAAUGUCAUAUACUUUGAUUCGCCAGGGAAUUUCAAUGGAGACUUCACUUUUCUUGCGAAUUUCUCAAACCCCAACAGGAAACUUCACGUGAGAUUCGAGUAUGCAGUCCUGCAACUAUAUUUUGACAACAAUUUGAUUGCGAAUCAAUCUAUUAAACCGUUCAGUCAGAGGCAAAAGGAGACAGGUGUGGUCAAGAUUCACUUCAUAUCGAGUUUAGUUUACCUACCAUUAAGUCAUGCAAUGGAGCUUCAACGGCAGGUGUUGAGCAACAAAGUUAUGUAUACCGUGAAAGGGACUUUUAGAGUAAGAGUGAGUUUCGGUUUGAUUCAUUUCUCUUACCGGUUGCACAGUCAAUGCGAGUUGCAGAUGAGUAGUCCACCAUCUGGUGUCCUCAUGGCAAGAAGCUGCAAGACUGAGAGAUGAAAAUUAUUAUUAUUAUUAUUGUUCAUCUCAUUUCUACUUUUGCUUUCCUUCAAUAGUUCGUCUGGAGAUCUAAAGUGACUCAGUCGGACUUUCUUUCAUGUGUAUAAUUCACUAUUUGGCACUAUAUAUACCUACACACAAAAAAAACUUUCUAUAUCAAA
Erigeron canadensis is the source of this 1052-nucleotide messenger RNA. RefSeq names its product NDR1/HIN1-like protein 6. Bases 76 to 891 code for a protein of 271 amino acids. The record is from RefSeq and is a predicted model, not a curated record. Gene Ontology annotation, cellular component: plasma membrane. NCBI's taxonomy places the organism in Eukaryota, Viridiplantae, Streptophyta, Magnoliopsida, Asterales, Asteraceae. The transcript has a single exon.